GACUGCGAAGUGCUUAAGCUAUCUAACUCAGACAUUCAAAAAAGAUUAACAAUGGUUAAGCAAGAAAUAGUUUAUCUGUCACAGGAACUCACCCAUUUAAACCAACAGCUAGCCGUAGACGAAAACACCAUGAAGGACAAUGAAGAAAGAAUAAACAUGAACACUCAAUUGCCUCACUUGAUUUCAAGAGUAGCAGAAAUCAUUGACAUGCCUGACGAUAACGCCAACGAUGCAGGUAUCGUAAACAAUUUAGCUCGAUCUAACAAUAAAUCUGUCAUAGUUAAAACUUCCCUCCGCCAAACAGUGUAUUUGCCUGCAGUAGGAAUAAUAUCUUCGGAUGACUUACAACUGAGUGAUCGUGUUGGUAUCAAUAAGGAUACUUAUUUAAUUUUAACGAAGCUUCCCCCGGAAUACGAUUCGCGGGCAAAAGUCAUGGAACUAGACGAGAAGCCCACCGAAACUUAUUCGGAUAUUGGAGGCUUGGAAAAGCAGAUCCAGGAGUUAAUAGAAGCAAUAGUCUUGCCCAUGACACAUGCAGAAAAAUUUGACAAGCUCGGCAUCAAAGCUCCUAACGGCGUUCUGAUGUAUGGGCCACCAGGAACUGGAAAGACUUUACUAGCAAGGGCUUGCGCAGCGCAAAGCAGCGCUACAUUUUUAAAGCUUGCAGGACCUGAACUUGUCCAAAUGUAUAUUGGCGACGGAGCUAAAAUUGUCAGAGACGCGUUUAAACUGGCUCGAGCAAAAGCACCAAGUAUAAUUUUUAUAGAUGAAAUAGAUGCAGUCGGAGUAAAAAGACAUGACGGUGAUUGUUUCGGGGACAGAGAAGUUCAACGUACUAUGCUUGAACUUUUAAAUCAACUGGACGGUUUCUCUAAUCAUGACGGUGUGAAAGUUAUAGCUGCUACGAACAGACCAGAUAUUUUAGAUCCUGCGCUAAUGCGUAGUGGACGUUUAGACCGAAAAAUCGAGUUUAGUUUGCCAGAUGAAACCGCUCGCGUCAGAAUUUUCGAAAUUCAUUCGCGAAAAAUGUCGAUCAAUAAAGAAGCUAUUUCAUUUGUCGAACUUUCUCGAAUCACUGAAGGUUUUAACGCAGCGCAGAUUCGAGCUUGUUGCGUGGAAGCCGGUAUGGCAGCACUCAGACUUAACUCAACAACAAUUGUACACGAACAUUUUUUAGAAGCAAUAAACGUUGUUAAGUCUAAGAAAAAGUGUGAUCAGAACUAUUUUGCUUAG
Messenger RNA from Dermatophagoides pteronyssinus (European house dust mite), 1233 nucleotides. RefSeq names its product 26S proteasome regulatory subunit 6A homolog. The record is from RefSeq and is a predicted model, not a curated record. NCBI's taxonomy places the organism in Eukaryota, Metazoa, Arthropoda, Arachnida, Sarcoptiformes, Pyroglyphidae.